AUGCUUGAAGCUCUAGCAUCUCUUGCCUUGGCCACAGCCGCCACGCUAGUCCUUCUACCGUCCGGGGCGAGCGCUGCGCGGGCGUGCAGCGGGACGAGCGCAGGCUUUCAGUAUCGCCUGGGCGAAUUGAGAUACGACAGUCCGGACCCGAGCAAGAAGAACGGCCUUGCCACCAUAGCGGCAAGCCUGCAGAGCAGCACCGGCACCCCCUUGUACGAGUGCGUUGCGCAAUGGCCCGAGUCGUGGGCCGGCUGGUACAAGGGCGGCAGCGAGCCGGUAUGGGGGGAUUGCAUCUUCACCGGAGCCGGGAUCGGCGCCGACGAUACCGUCACUUUCGCAGUGGACUGGAAAAACAAGACCAUGUAUCUGUCGCACACCUUUGCCUGCUCCGACCGACCGGGGACCGAGGGGCUGGCGACGGGGUCUAUACAACUGGACGUCAACUGCACGGCGCCGGCCGAUGACGGGAGCAGUUACUGCAUCUUGAAGUCAACAAGCACAGGUGCCCGCCCGACGCUCAACAUUUCCACCAAGCUGGCGGCGGCUUCCUUGAACGCAACAUCUCCAUGCGCCGACAACACCGAGCGGUACCAGUCGUGGAAGCUCAGAGACUGGCUUCGGCGCAUCGUGAUGGAGCCCGGAUCGUCGCCAAUCAACCCGAAAUUGGUGUCAGACUCGGGGCCGUCCUUUACGCUGCAGAAUAUGGCGAGCGGUGAUGUGUUUCGCUGCGCAACUUCGGGCAAAGAGAACGCCACGUUUGUGGGUGGCUGCCAGUCGGCAAACGGGACGACGACGACGGCAGAGUUCCAGUUCGACUCCCAAUUGAACACGCUCGAGAUCACUCAGCAUUGGAAGUGCGAUUCGUAA
Messenger RNA from Canariomyces notabilis, 867 nucleotides. RefSeq lists its product as uncharacterized. Bases 1 to 867 code for a protein of 288 amino acids. The record is from RefSeq and is a predicted model, not a curated record. NCBI's taxonomy places the organism in Eukaryota, Fungi, Ascomycota, Sordariomycetes, Sordariales, Chaetomiaceae. The transcript has a single exon.